CAUAUCAAUAGUGAGGUAGGCGGAGUUUGCAUAGCCUGGUGUGAGUAUCCGGCACCAAAAUGGCAGCGAGUGACUCUACUACGGACGAUAGUCUUUAUCCGAUCGCGGUUUUGAUCGACGAGCUGAAAAAUGAGGACGUCCAGCUACGUCUUAAUUCCAUUAAGAAACUAUCGACGAUCGCGCUCGCACUGGGUAUCGAGCGUACGCGGAGCGAGCUAAUACCGUUUUUGACAGAGACUAUUUAUGAUGAGGAUGAAGUACUUCUUGCUUUGGCGGAACAGCUCGGUACAUUCACUCCUCUUGUUGGUGGACCAGAAUAUGUACAUUGUCUUUUGCCACCUCUGGAAUCAUUGGCUACUGUGGAAGAAACUGUUGUACGUGACAAAGCUGUGGAAUCUUUAAGGAAUAUCGCGAGUCAACAUAGUCCUGUAGAUCUAGAAGAGCAUUUUGUCCCAUUGGUACAACGCUUAGCUUCAGGAGAUUGGUUUACGUCAAGGACAUCAGCAUGUGGCCUGUUCAGUGUUUGUUAUCCACGAGUAGGACCAGCCAUCAAAACGGAAUUGCGAAAUCAUUUCCGCAGCUUGUGCCAAGAUGACACUCCAAUGGCACGACGAUCUGCUGCUUCUAAACUAGGUGAAUUUGCAAAAGUCGUGGAAAUUGAGUAUCUCAAGUCCGAUUUAAUACCAAUGUUUGUUAUACUUGCACAGGAUGAGCAAGAUUCGGUUCGUCUUUUGGCUGUUGAAGCCUGUGUCAGUAUCGCAGCAUUGUUGCAACAGGAAGACGUUGAACAAUUGGUCAUGCCUACACUUCGACAGUGUGCCAGUGAUCAAUCAUGGCGCGUUCGUUAUAUGGUGGCGGAUAAGUUUACAGACCUCCAAAAGGCUGUUGGACCAGAAAUCACAAAAACUGAUCUUGUACCAGCGUUUCAAGUAUUAUUAAAGGAUAUCGAAGCAGAGGUGCGGGCGGCAGCCGCUGAUAAAGUUCGCGACUUUUGUCAGAAUCUUGACCAGUUCAAUCAGGAAUCCAUAAUAAUGACAAAUAUACUGCCGAUAGUUAAAGAACUCGUGGCAGAUCCAAACCAACAUGUAAAGUCAGCUUUAGCAAGUGUAAUCAUGGGACUAAGCCCGAUACUCGGCAAGCACAACACGAUCGAACACCUGUUACCUUUGUUCCUAUCCCAGCUUAGAGAUGAAUGUCCCGAGGUGCGGCUCAACAUCAUUAGCAACUUAGAAUGUGUUAAUGAAGUUAUCGGCAUCCAGCAGCUUUCGCAAUCCCUUUUACCAGCUAUUGUUGAAUUGGCUGAAGACUCGAAGUGGCGUGUGCGACUAGCUAUUAUUGAGUACAUGCCGUUAUUGGCCGGACAACUUGGAGUAGAGUUCUUCGACGAGAAGCUCAAUUCUUUGUGUAUGACAUGGUUGGUAGAUCACGUUUAUGCUAUUCGGGAAGCUGCUACGUUAAAUUUGAAGAAACUGGUAGAGAAGUUCGGACCCGAAUGGGCACAAAACACAGUGAUACCUAAAGUCUUAGCUAUGUCGAGAGAUCAGAAUUAUCUUCAUAGAAUGACAUGCUUGUUCUGUAUCAAUGUUCUAGCUGAAGUGUGCGGCCCGGAGAUAACAACAAAGGUGAUGCUUCCAACCGUAUUAACAAUGGCUACUGAUAAUGUCGCAAAUGUAAGAUUUAAUGUCGCUAAGACUCUCCAACGAAUCGGACCUUUUCUUGAGCCUUCAGCAGUCCAGACUCAAGUAAAACCCAUUCUCGAUAAACUCAACACUGACAGUGAUGUAGAUGUCAAAUAUUUCGCUUCAGAAGCAAUUGCUGGCAUAGCAGCGUAGGUUGAACAACACAGAGUGCAUUUAUCGCUUAUCCAACAAUAUUCAACUUAAAUUUGAGAAAAAUACGAUACUUCACGAUACUUCACUUACACAUGGCAACAGGUAAUAUUAAUGUAGGACUCGUGGAAAAAAACAUGUAUUAAGAACUAUAUUACAAUAAAUAUAUAAUGCGAAUACAA
This is a messenger RNA of Dinoponera quadriceps, 2011 nucleotides long. RefSeq names its product serine/threonine-protein phosphatase 2A 65 kDa regulatory subunit A alpha isoform (gene Pp2A-29B). Lineage: Eukaryota; Metazoa; Arthropoda; Insecta; Hymenoptera; Formicidae. The transcript is spliced from 10 exons. Gene Ontology annotation, biological process: protein dephosphorylation. The coding region runs from base 60 to 1832 and encodes 590 amino acids. The record is from RefSeq and is a predicted model, not a curated record. Gene Ontology annotation, cellular component: protein phosphatase type 2A complex; cytoplasm. Gene Ontology annotation, molecular function: protein binding; protein phosphatase regulator activity.